This is a messenger RNA of Lasiodiplodia theobromae, 1368 nucleotides long. RefSeq names its product Kelch-type beta propeller. Gene Ontology annotation, molecular function: protein binding. Bases 1 to 1368 code for a protein of 455 amino acids. NCBI's taxonomy places the organism in Eukaryota, Fungi, Ascomycota, Dothideomycetes, Botryosphaeriales, Botryosphaeriaceae. The record is from RefSeq and is a predicted model, not a curated record. The transcript has a single exon.
AUGCCGCCCUCCCUAGGAAACGUUCUCAACGCCGGACGCGGAUAUUUGUCGGGUGCUGCCGGCUUUGCUAAGCAUAUUGCAACCCCGGGCCAACGGGCUAUAAAGGCUACAUUCUCUCCUAUUUCAGGCGCGCCUUUGGGUCGCUCUUCGCACUCGAUUUCCGUUGUGAAGGGCCGCGCGUAUAUCUUCGGUGGCGAGCUUACAGAUGGCCAGCUCGCUGACAAUGACAUGCACGUCGUCAUCCUGCCCUCGUCGGGCGUCUCCGAAGCCGACUACUACACUAUCUCCCCCAAGGCUGCCAAGGAAGACGGCGGCGUUCCAGCCGCGAGGAAAGGUCACACUGCCGUAGUCGUUGGUGACGAUAUUUUCAUAUUCGGAGGCGAUGUCGAGGGGGGUGCCGACGAGAGCGGAAGAGUAUGGGUCUUCUCGACCUCGGGCAGUAACUGGACUGCGCUUUCUCCUGCAAAUGCCGAGGCGCCUGUGCCUCAGUCGAGAGCGUUCCAUGCCGCAGCUGCGAGCGAAGAGCCUGCUCCCAAGGAGACCAAGACCGAACAGACCAUCCUCCCCCAACAACCCCCGGACCCUUCGCAGGUUGUGCCCGAACCGCCUGAGCCCGGAACGUGGGGAACCGUCUUCAUCUCCGGCGGCAAGGCCGCCGAUGGCGAGCUCAUUCACGACCUAUGGACGUUUGACAUCCGCUCGAGGAUUUGGAAUAAGUUGGCUUCACCGCCUGGCCCUGCCAGGAUAGGCGCUAGCCUCGUAUGUGUUGGCACUCGUCUAUACCUGUUCGGCGGUGUCAAUACUACUGAGCCUGUCCCCGCUGGUGUUUCCCACUUCGAUGUCAGUGGCCUGUGGAGGUUCGCCGAGUCUGGUGGUCCUCCUGCUAGGACGCUCUCUGGCGAUUGGGAGACAAUCGAGCACGAAGAGGGCGCUGGACCCGCCACCCGUUCUGGCGCUGCUUUGGUCGAAGUCACUGCCGGAAAGUCGGGCCACUACCUGCUGCUUGUUGGCGGUUUGAAGCCGGACGUUCAGGAAGGCGGUCUGUCCUACCUCGACGACAUCUGGGCCUUCCAACUUCCCACUACGGUCGCUGCUACUCCCGCGAAGGCCCCGGCGCAGAGCACGGUGAAGCUGGACACAAAGGACGCACAUUGGACCGAGGUGCAAUACCAGUACAUGAACGAAGAUGGUGACAUCGUCCCCGACAGACCUGCCAGUCUAGCUGGAACGAAGGGUAUGGAUGCCCGUAUCGGCUUUGCGGCCACCAAGGGCACCGAGGUUGAAGGUGCGAGUGUCAUCGUCUGGGGUGGCGCGGAUGAAAGCGGCAAGAUCCUUGACAACGGCUGGAUGAUCACUGUUGACCGGUGA